AUCAGUGCCACAUCAAUGCCACAUAUCAGUGCCUACCAGUGCACAUCAAUGCCACAUAUCAGUGCCCAUCUGAGCUGCUUUUCAGUGUCACCUAUCAGUGCCAGUCAGUGCCACCUAUCAAUGCCAUGCCAGUCAGUGCCACCUAUCAGUGCCAUCAGUGCUGCCUAUCAGUGCCAGUCAGUGCCGCCUAUCAGUGCCAGUCAGUGCUGCCUAUCAGUGCCAUAUAUACGUGCUGCCAUUCAGUGCCCAUCAGUGAUGCCUGUCAAUGCCCAUCAGUGCCACCUACCAGUGCCUCCUCAU
Staurois parvus is the source of this 300-nucleotide messenger RNA. The record is from the annotation of a GenBank genome assembly. NCBI's taxonomy places the organism in Eukaryota, Metazoa, Chordata, Amphibia, Anura, Ranidae.